AUGUCUAACUUGGAAAGCAGAGGGCAGCGCCCGUACAAAGCAUGGUGGAUUGCCGGCGUAGCUGUGCUUGUAGCAGUUGUAUCUUUGAUCGUUGCGCGCCGCGCGGAGUUUUCAAACCACAUUGAUCUGUUGCUCGAUUCCAUGGAUGAGCCAUUGAACCGGCUCAAGCAGACAGGUCUUCCGUACGGGAAUAUCAUGCCACCCGAUAUCCGUGAGCAAAUGGAAAAAAUGUUGGGAAGUGCGCGUAAGUGGUAUGAGACGCAGGACUUUAAAGUCGGGCGUGAACUUGCGAAGAAAGGAGCAGAACCACAUCAUCCUGUUGUGCUGCUGCCAGGGAUCGUCAGCACAGGCCUCGAGUCAUGGAGCACAAGUGAGGAGCAGUCGCCAUUUUUCCGGAAAAGACUGUGGGGGUCGACUUCGAUGAUCCAGCGUGCGUUGUUCGAUAAGGACCACUGGGUACGCAACUUGAUGCUCGAUCCGGCCACGGGUUUAGACCCUGAAGGCACUCGGGUUCGCGCCGCUCAGGGACUCGAUGCUGCCAGCUAUUUUGCAGCUGGCUACUGGGUAUGGAGCAAGAUCAUUGAGAACCUUGCAGCGGUAGGCUAUGACAUCAACCAGCUGUACUUGGCAAGCUACGACUGGCGUCUUAGUAUGUUCAACUUGGAGGAGCGUGACCGGUUCUUUUCUCGCAUCAUGUCACAAAUUGAGUUUCAUACAUUAGCUUAUGGAAAAAAGACUGUGCUUAUCAGUCAUAGCAUGGGCGGAACAGUGGCACUGUAUUUCCUCAAGUGGGUUGAAAGGAAGCGCGGAUCGUCGUGGAUCGACGAGCAUCUAGAGGCGUUUGUCAAUCUAUCUGGCACGCUGCUUGGCGUGCCAAAGGCGAUGCCUGCGCUCAUGACAGGUGAAAUGCGCGAUACGGUCCAAGCACCGGCCAUGUUGGCAUACCUGUUGGAGCGUUUUUUUAGUGCACAGGAACGUGCCGAGCUAUUCCGCAGCUGGGCAGGCAGUGCAAGUCUGAUUCCAAAAGGCGGGAAUGCCGUGUGGGGCGACGAGCAUGGCGCGCCAGAUGAUUUGGCCAAUGCGACCAAGACGCAUGGGAUUAUGAUGGAAUAUGCUGAGCGGCAUUCGCACGGGAAUGAGACACGGCCCUCUAGGAAACUGAGUGUGGAUGAGGUCUACCCAUGGCUUCGCAUGCAUAGUGACAAACACUUCCAGAAGAUGCUGCACUCGAACUACUCAUUCGGGAUCGAGCGUGAUCCAGCCGCAGAUCCAGGCGAAUAA
This is a messenger RNA of Malassezia globosa CBS 7966, 1281 nucleotides long. RefSeq lists its product as uncharacterized. Gene Ontology annotation, biological process: lipid storage; triglyceride biosynthetic process. Gene Ontology annotation, molecular function: phospholipid:diacylglycerol acyltransferase activity. Gene Ontology annotation, cellular component: perinuclear endoplasmic reticulum; cytoplasm. The record is from RefSeq and is a predicted model, not a curated record. The transcript has a single exon. Bases 1 to 1281 code for a protein of 426 amino acids. Lineage: Eukaryota; Fungi; Basidiomycota; Malasseziomycetes; Malasseziales; Malasseziaceae.